GGGAAUUGCGAACUCAUGAAAUGUUCAUUUUCAAUUAUUGUACUCCGUAAAUGAGUGGUCCUGGCGCGUGAGUCGUGAGAGGAGUGAUGAGUUCCGAUAUUCGAGCUCGGACCUCAGAUAUUUCGACAUCAUCUUUGGACUCACCAGUCACCACGACUAUUUCUUCUCGUCUACGGAACGAUCAUUAGCAUUACAUGUCUCUUCAGGCGUACUCAAUGUCUGUCUGAAGCGGGUUCCAUCUGCCCGAGACAUGACAACAUGGCGUCUUUGGUCUGCGCGCAUCCUCCGCCGGCCUUUUCCCCCCCAUCCACCCACCAACCUCCAUGAGCGCCGCCCGCUCCACACGUCCAACCUCCUCCAUGCCCGCUAUCGACCCAUGCGCUCGAGUCGGCAAUCCACCGAGCCGAAAGUCCUCAACCCCACCGUCACCGCUGAGUCGAUCGGCCUAUAUACCGAUACCACCCCGCCUAACGCCGCGCAACUCACCUACGUCAACAAAUUCUUCCGCCAACCCGCCUCGUUCCUCUUCGCCUCGACGUCACUCCUCUCCCUCCCGCGCGACUCGCUGGCCCCUGAGAUCGCCUUCCUCGGCCGCAGCAAUAUUGGGAAAUCGUCGCUGCUGAACGCGCUCAUGCGCCGACCACCGGGCCCGGCGGCGGCGAAGACGGCGUUGGCGAAGGUGAGCAAGCGGCCGGGGUUGACGAAGGAGAUGAAUUUCUUUAAGGUGGGGAGGGGAGGGGAUCGAGAUGAUGCGGGGGGGACCAGGAGGAAGGGGGGUCUGGUAGUGGUGGAUAUGCCGGGUUAUGGGUUUGGGAGUCGCGAUGCGUGGGGAGGGGAGAUAUUGAAGUUUUUGAAGCAGAGGAAACAGCUUCGGAGAGUGUUCGUCCUGGUUAGCAGCAAGGAACUCCUCAUGGAAUCCGAUUUGCAUCUGCUUCAGCUUCUGUACGAGAUGAACGUCCCGCACCAGAUCGUCCUCUCCAAAGUGGAUCGAUUGCUCCCUCCGGGAAGAAACUCCUGGUUCGGGGACAAUACGUCCGAGGCGUUGACGACGGACCUUCGAAAGAAGAUCACCAUGGUCCAAGAGCAGGUGCGAGAACUACAAGACGGGCCGGGCGGCAUGAAGGCGAUGGACGACAUCCUCGCGUGCAGCGCCAUGACCGCGGGUCCCAAGGGUCAAUUCCUGGGAAUGGCAGGCGUGCGGUGGGCGGCCUUGCAAGCAUCGGGCUUAGACUGCGAUGACAGCGGUAAUGUGCGAACUGUCGAUUUCGACGUGGUCAAACCGGAUAAGGGGAAGUCCGACACCGUCGAACCUGAUGAGUUCGACACCAUCCAACCUGACGAGAGGAAGUUCGACACUGUCCAACCUGAUGAGGGGAAGGGGUUCUAUAGGCCGUUGUGAUGCCAUUUGCGAGACUUGGGGUAUCUAGACAUGAACCUUUGAAGCGCCCCCAUAGCGCUCGAUAUUUCAAACCAGUCAUCCCAAAACCAUAUCCCUUGUAAACAGUUUUGAGAGGCAUACACGCCCCGUUUCACUCCGUCCGCCUCCAUUUUGUCUCGCCCCUAUUCCCCGCAUC
Eremomyces bilateralis CBS 781.70 is the source of this 1574-nucleotide messenger RNA. RefSeq lists its product as uncharacterized. Gene Ontology annotation, cellular component: mitochondrion. The record is from RefSeq and is a predicted model, not a curated record. NCBI's taxonomy places the organism in Eukaryota, Fungi, Ascomycota, Dothideomycetes, Eremomycetales, Eremomycetaceae. The coding region runs from base 251 to 1399 and encodes 382 amino acids. The transcript is spliced from 3 exons. Gene Ontology annotation, molecular function: GTP binding.